Phytophthora nicotianae INRA-310 is the source of this 477-nucleotide messenger RNA. RefSeq lists its product as hypothetical. The record is from RefSeq and is a predicted model, not a curated record. The coding region runs from base 1 to 477 and encodes 158 amino acids. NCBI's taxonomy places the organism in Eukaryota, Oomycota, Peronosporomycetes, Peronosporales, Peronosporaceae. The transcript has a single exon.
AUGCCCCGGCGUGGUGGAAGAGCUUCUGGGUCCGAAGUGUAUUCUAUCACAGAUAUAGACAAGCUAGUUGACUGUGUCAGGAGCGUGAAACCGAUUGGAGCGAAUGAAUGCGAGGAAGUGCUGGAGCAAUAUCAACAGUACGCAGCUGCAAACGGCAGGGCAGUGUGGAACCUGAUCUCCAUAAAAAAGAAGUUCCAGAGUUUGAUAAACGCCAAGAAACCGACUGGGGAUCCGGACUGCCCAAAAUAUGUGCGCGAUGCUCGUGAAGUCCAGGAUCGCAAUGCAGAGAAAACAGAGCAUAACGACGAUAUUGAUGAUAGCCGUGGUGGAACACAGGAAUCAGCAAAUGACCGGAUGAUCCGGCACAGCCCCACGAGAGUACUCAGCAGUCGGAUGGGGCACCGCACUAUGAUGGAGGUGGAAGAGUUGGUCAGCCCAACAACCACAGGCAGAGCGAUCAAGCCAGCUACUUCUUAG